AUGCUUUACAGCGUACGGAUCCAAACUUAUACCACACAAAAUAUUAAGAGCGGCUUUUCACACACUGGGAUUGUGCCAUAUAAUCUACAAAAAGUCCUAUCUCAGUUGCAAAUUGCUGUCCGGGAGGCUACUCCAGCCUCAAUUCGCCCUAGCACGUCAAGCAGCAGCACCUGGAGCCCAAAAACGCCUUACAAUGCCCGUACGCUAGAAAAACAGGCCAAAUCUGUCAAGAGAUCUCUCAAUAUGGGAGAUUUAGACAGCAAUUCGCCAUCGUGUCCGGCUUUUAACCAGUUGAUCAAGGGAUCCCUUGUAGUGAUGCACCAAGCUGCCAUUUUAGCUAGGGAGAACCAUAACCUACGCGAAGCAAAUGAUAUUUUACAGAAGCGCCGCACUCGCCGUACAAAAGCCCUACAAGCCGAUGGUAUUUUGACAGUCGCUGAAGGCCGAGAGCUUGCUCAGGAGCUUCCUGAAGAGGCUCAACCCCCUCCUCCACCCAACGGGAGCGCGCCUUUGCAGCCAGCUCAACGGGCCCUACCAAGGGCAUAA
This is a messenger RNA of Talaromyces stipitatus ATCC 10500, 546 nucleotides long. RefSeq lists its product as uncharacterized. The record is from RefSeq and is a predicted model, not a curated record. The coding region runs from base 1 to 546 and encodes 181 amino acids. NCBI's taxonomy places the organism in Eukaryota, Fungi, Ascomycota, Eurotiomycetes, Eurotiales, Trichocomaceae. The transcript is spliced from 2 exons.